Nicotiana tabacum (common tobacco) is the source of this 1479-nucleotide messenger RNA. RefSeq lists its product as uncharacterized. NCBI's taxonomy places the organism in Eukaryota, Viridiplantae, Streptophyta, Magnoliopsida, Solanales, Solanaceae. Gene Ontology annotation, molecular function: DNA helicase activity. The record is from RefSeq and is a predicted model, not a curated record. Gene Ontology annotation, biological process: DNA repair; telomere maintenance.
AUGAAGUUGUCAUUGCACACAGCUACAACAGCCUACAGGUUUUUGAGCUCCAAAGCUACAUGUUGGUCUCAAGCUAGUGCAAAAAGCAAGGUGAAACUCACAACCCCCAAAAAACCUAGAGUAAAGUUAACUGACCAACAAAAUCAAAUCUUGGAAGCCAUUUCAAAUGGGAAUUCUGUUUUCAUUACUGGGUCUGCAGGCACUGGAAAAACCUAUUUACUUCAGGAUAUUAUCACUAAACUUAGGAAGAUUCAUGGGAAAUCUCGGGUUUUCGUGACAGCCUCAACUGGGGUUGCUGCUUGUUCCCUCAAUGGACAAACACUUCAUUCUUUUGCUGGAAUUGGACUAGGUGAUGCUAGUGCUGUGGAUUUGCUUAGUAGGGUUACAUUGGAUAAGAGAGCGUAUCGAAGAUGGAAUAAAGUUAGGGCCUUGGUUAUCGAUGAAAUUAGCAUGAUUAGUGGUGAGGUUUUUGAUAAUCUUGAGUUCAUUGCAAGGAGCAUUAGAAGUGAUGAAGUUGGGUGUGAGGACAAGAGUUGGGGUGGGAUACAACUAGUUGUGAGCGGAGACUUCUUUCAGCUUCCACCUGUUAUCAAUAAGAAGGGACAAAACAAGGAAUUUGCCUUUGAAGCUGAGUGUUGGAAUGCUAGUUUUGACAUGCAAAUUGAACUUAAGACUAUCUUUAGGCAAUCAGAUGCACAACUCAUAAAGCUGCUACAGGGAAUUAGGAAAGGGAAGUAUGAUUCUGAGGAUUUGCAGCUCUUGGAUCAAUGCUGCUCAGAGGUUGAGCCAGAUGCUUCAGCUGUUCAGCUUUACCCAAGAAUUGAGGAUGUGAGCAGAGUGAAUGCCGAUCGACUCGACCGUUUAGAUGAGGUAUUAUAUCAUUAUCAAGCUCUUGACAGUGGUAAGGAUCCUUGGAAGAAGCAGCUUAAGAAUGGAAUUGCACCUGAGCUGCUCAAAUUGUGUGUAGGAGCUAGGGUGCUUUUGACAAAGAACAUUGAUGUUAUCGGUGGACUUGUGAAUGGUGCUACUGGUACAAUCUUAGAUUUUGCUGUUGUUCAAGAUACUCAUAAAUUGUAUGACCAUGAAAUUUCUGACAUUUGCAUAAAUGGGAACCUGCUACCUGUUGUUAAAUUUGAUUCUGGACAAGAACUAAUGAUUGGUCUAGAAAAAUGGUAUGUAAUGGAUGGAGAUGAAGCUGUUGCCAUGCGAAAGCAAAUUCCCCUCAUGCUGGCUUGGGCUCUAAGCAUUCAUAAAUGUCAAGGAAUGACUCUGAACAACCUCCAUACAGAUCUCUACCGGGUUUUUGGCUUUGGGAUGGUAUAUGUUGCUCUUUCGCGCGUUAAAAGCUUGGAUGGACUUCAUCUAGUCAAUUUCAACCCGUCAAAGAUCAAGGCGCACCCCAAGGUUUUGCAGUUCUAUCAAAGGCUGUCUGAUGAGAAAGAUGAACUAAAGGAAGAUGCUGUAUCUGAUGAGAUUUAA